GUGUUGUGUGGGAGGAGUCCAUCCCAGGAUGUAAAAAGAUGCCACAGACCUACAAACAAAACACAGGCUACUGCAGGAGUCUACAAGAGGGACAGGAGAGCUUGUGUUGGGCAGCAGCUGUAAUUUGCUAGUUUAAAGGCUAGUUUUAUACACUGCUCCUACAUCAGAGGCUAUGGCCUUUGCUUUCUACUUAAGUCUCAUAUCAACCCUAGUGGUCUGUUCCACUUCAAAAUAUGCAUUCAUUCCCCGAGGAGUCACCAUGACGUGCCAUGAGCGGUACUUUAAGAUCAGUGUUGAUGAACACUUCACUGGAAAGAAUAUCCGCUUUGAGGCAGUUGAUAGAAAUGGUGCCCACCCCAUUACUGAGGAAUAUGCAGCCAAGUGUGGGUACAGCGUCAGAUUUAUGCUUUUAAAAAACUAUGUGCAGCUACGAGCAUCUUAUUUCAGCUGUCAUAUGGACUAUAAGGUAGAUGAUGCAUAUACAUUUAGUUUUAAUUUGAUUGCACAUUACAAAGGGAAAGAGGUCAUACAUGCCCUGAACAAAACUUGUUCCCCAUCUCUGCCUUGGUCGCUCAGAGAGGUCACCUGUGAGGUCAACUACAUGGAAAUUUCUGUAAGAAGUGAAAUCACCUGCCCAUCUUCAACAGAGAAGAAUGACUGGGACAACCUUAAACUUGCUCACAGUCCCUCUUCUGCAGACUGGCAGGUGACGUUUCAGAAAGGAGGUGAGCAGUUGGCUCCUACCUCACUUAAAGUGGCUCGCAGUAAAGGUUAUGUAUUUGAGUUGACCAAUGGCAGGCUUGUGUUUCGGACAGCUAACAGAGGGCCUCACUCUUUCACCUCAGUGGUAGAUGGGGUCCCAGUAGAAGCGGUCCAUGCUACUCUAUUCUCCCGACAAAGCUGGCUUGUUCUACUUGUAGACCUCAUUGCUGCAUGCUCAGUGUAUGAAGCCACAUUUGAGGAUGAAGGAUACAUGUUGUGGGAGACUCCAGAUGUGCUGUACCCAGGUCUCCAUGCCACAAACCUCAGCUUCGGACUCAAUGGUAACCUCAUGCAGCCCACAGUCGCAGAGACAAAUGGUUAUAUAAUGGAAAAACACAAUAACACAGUGGCAAUCAGCAUCCCUUAUGACGCAGAAGGAGGCCACAGGAAGAGUGUGGUGUCUGUAGAGCUGUAUGAGUUCUUUAGCUAUGAUUUCAACAUGGAGCAACUGUCAGUGGAUGAAGAUGGCAUAGAAACCAGACUUCGCACUCACAGGACAAUAAGCACCCCUCUUUUGAUACGGACAUUUCUGGAUGAAAACCGUACAGUCUUGGCGGAGCAACGAUUUACAGUCUACCUUGGUGAUGUUCCUCAAGAUGUUAAACUUAUUUCGGUCGAGAUAAAUAGACAAAAAUUUCAGUUACCUCUUAAAAAUGACAGCACCUUUUCAGUCACAAAUGUUGUUCAUCCAAAUGACACACAUGGCUAUGUUUUGAAGGUGCCUUUCAACAAUUUGCCAGUCAUUCAACAGUUCACUUUAGAAAAUAUUGAGUUCAAGCUUGACAUAAACUACACACUGAUGGUUACACCUGAAAACCAGCUUUACCACCAUGCUGCAUCUUUUAUGGCAAUUUUACCUGAUCUCACUCCUCCGCAAUUUGAUGCAUUCUGUUCAGAAAGCAACAUUAGCUUUAAACUUCAUCAUAAACCGUCCAACUACAAGUGGAAGAUCACAGUAGGCUCUAAUCCACUGACUUCAGAGCUGGCCACAAAGCAAGGAUUCAUCUUGAGCAACAACAGCCAAAUGCUACAGCUCGACGUGCCUCUACUCUCCGACGGAUAUAACAAUAAGAAUUAUAGCUUGCAAGGUUUUAUGGGUACUUUUGAGAUCCAUGUGCGAGAUCAAGAAACAUAUAAAGUUCAAAGUUCAACUGUGAAGACAUGUCCAUACUUUACUAAUGAACUCCUAGUGUGUUCAACCAAUAUGCGGAUGACAGCAGUUGUGGACUUGUCUCAGGCUGUUGCGAGUGGAGGUGUCCCUGCUAAAACGACCCUGCUGCAUCAGAAGUGUGGGCCCAAAGACGCCGACUCCACCAGGGCUUUGUUCUUGUUUCCCAUGAAUGACUGUGGCUCAAAGGUCAAGCUUGAAACAGGAACGGUCACCUAUGAAAAUGAGAUCUUGUACACUAAGAGGCUACCUGGUGAAAAUGCAGACAGAGUGAUCCUGCAGUGUACAUAUCCCGUAUCUAGUCUCCAUCGGCUUUUUGCAGUGACAUUUGAAUCAGACACUCCUGGUGUUGGGCGCAUCAUUCACACUUCACAAUCUGCAACAGGCCAAUCAAGUACCACCAAAACUCCAGUAUUGCCACAACAACCAAGUCUUUAUUCGUCAUCUCGCUACAUAAAGGUUUCAGGGUUAAAAACUCUCCAACCUAGAGGAAGACGUUUGGAUGGACUUCGAGUACAUAACUCAAGGAAAUCCUUUUAACUAAAAUAACUGAAAAAAUAAUAAUUUUUUAAACAUUUUUAAAUGGUAAUGUUUACUUGAAUAAAGGUGUCUUAACAAAAAUAAAAUGUUUAUG
Molecule: messenger RNA, 2564 nt
Organism: Boleophthalmus pectinirostris (great blue-spotted mudskipper)
Lineage: Eukaryota; Metazoa; Chordata; Actinopteri; Gobiiformes; Gobiidae
Gene: zpax4
Product: zona pellucida protein AX 4
Source: RefSeq, a predicted model, not a curated record